Molecule: messenger RNA, 2419 nt
Organism: Solea senegalensis (Senegalese sole)
Lineage: Eukaryota; Metazoa; Chordata; Actinopteri; Pleuronectiformes; Soleidae
Gene: chdh
Product: choline dehydrogenase
Exons: 10
Coding region: 80-1972 (630 amino acids)
Cellular component (GO): mitochondrial inner membrane
Molecular function (GO): flavin adenine dinucleotide binding; choline dehydrogenase activity
Source: RefSeq, a predicted model, not a curated record
GUCGCAAACUGUUCACUCAGCUGUUCUCCGUCAGUCCAGUGUUGAGUUGGUGAAUGAAGAGAGCCUUCCCAGAAUCAGGAUGUUGUUUUCAGUCACUCUAUGCCAAACUGGAGCCGGGCGAGUUGUGACCAUGACUCGGGGAAGAUUUAUGAGGGACAGCAGAUGGUUGUUUGCCAGUGUGCGUGAAUGUCUCACUGUCCCAAAGACCAGAAACAUGGGACUUUCCUCCUCCUCCAGAUGUUUUGGGGCCUCAACUGCUCAUUGCAACUUUUCUUCGUCUUCAUCAUCACAUCAACAAACGCCAUCUUACAGUUAUAUCAUUGUGGGUGCCGGGUCAGCAGGAUGUGUCCUUGCCAACCGCCUCACAGAGGAUGCCCAUGAGUCUGUGCUGCUGCUGGAGGCUGGACCUAAGGACAAGUGGUUCGGCAGCGCACGGUUGUCAUGGAAGAUGCACAUGCCAGCUGCGCUGACCUAUAACCUCUGUGACGACAAGUAUAACUGGUACUACCACACUUUACCUCAGGCCCACAUGGACAACCGAGUGUUGUACUGGCCGAGGGGCCGUGUCUGGGGCGGGUCCUCUUCACUCAAUGCCAUGGUGUACAUCCGAGGACACGCUGAAGACUACAAUCGCUGGCAGAGUGAAGGGGCAGAGGGCUGGGAUUAUGACCACUGCCUGCCUUACUUCAGGAAAGCUCAGUGCCAUGAGCUUGGCGAAAACAGGUAUCGGGGCGGCAGUGGACCUCUUCAUGUGUCCAGAGGGAAGACCAACCACCCACUUCACAAGGCCUUUAUUGAGGCGGGGCAGCAGGCAGGAUACCCCUUCACGGAUGACAUGAAUGGUUACCAACAGGAAGGUUUGGGCUGGAUGGACAUGACCGUUUAUAAAGGAAAGAGGUGGAGCACAGCUAGUGCUUACCUGAGACCUGUACUGAGUCGACCUAACCUGAAGACGGAGGUGCGCUGCCUGACCACCAGGAUCCUGUUCGAUGGGAAUCGUGCUGUGGGAGUAGAAUACAUACACAAGGGACAGAAGAAAACGGUGUUUGCAGAUAAAGAGGUGAUAUUGAGUGGAGGAGCAAUCAACUCCCCGCAGCUUCUCAUGCUGUCAGGAGUUGGAAAUGCUGACGACCUGAAACAACUCAGCAUUCCUGUGGUUCAGCACCUACCAGGUGUUGGUAGUAAUCUGCAGGAUCAUUUGGAGCUGUAUGUCCAGCAGCACUGCACUCAGCCUAUCACCCUGUACAAGGCCCAGAAACCUUUCCACAUGGUCAAGAUAGGCCUCGAGUGGCUCACCAUGUUCACUGGUUAUGGAGCAACCGCCCACUUGGAGAGUGGAGGGUUCAUCCGCAGCCGGCCACACGUCACACACCCCGACAUCCAGUUUCACUUUCUGCCCUCGCAGGUCAUCGACCACGGAAGAGUUGCCUCUAAGAUAGAGGCUUAUCAGGUUCAUGUUGGACCAAUGAGAAGCACCAGUAUCGGCUGGUUAAAGCUGAAGAGCACGAACCCUCUGGAUCAUCCGGAGAUCCAACCAAACUAUCUCUCCACUGAUGUUGAUGUGUGGGAAUUCAGAGAGUGCAUUAAACUCUCUCGAGAGAUCUUUGCUCAGAAGGCCUUCGAAUCGUUCCGUGGUCCUGAAGCUCAGCCUGGCCCUCAGGUGCAAUCGGAUGCCGACAUUGACGCUUUUGUCCGCAGAAAGGCUGACAGCGCCUACCACCCGUCCUGCACCUGUAAGAUGGGCUCUCCCUCAGACCCGAUGGCUGUGAUCGACUCAAACACACAGGUUUUGGGUCUGGAGCGCCUGCGUGUGGUCGAUGCCUCCAUCAUGCCCAGCAUCGUCAGUGGUAACCUGAAUGCCCCGACCAUCAUGAUGGCAGAGAAGGCUGCUGACAUCAUCAGAGGUCGCCCUGCUCUCGUCGACCGAGGGGUUCCUGUGUACCAACCAGCGACACUCGACACACAGAGAUGAAAACAGCUGGUAAGGUGUCAACAGCACAGUCAUCAGUGUAUUGAUUGAUAUUGUGAAAUAAUCAUGUGAGCUUGUUGUCUUAACGGUGCCAUAAUUAUGUUGACUACAGUUGAUAUUAAGCCGUUUCCAUCUGAAAUUCUUGAAUGCAUGAUGAAACAGUGGCCAAAUGUUGUCGUUAAAUAUAAAUUGUAGUACAAAAACUUUUGGUGUUUUAGGUAAAUUUUACAAAUACUGACAUUAAUAAUCAGCUUGGUGCUGAUGUUUCUUCAUGGCACAGUGUGUUGUGAGAAGCUGCUGAGCAUUAGCACUUGUAACUUCUUAAAUAGGAACAAUGUACAGAUUCAGAGACGUUGUUGUUGUUUGGACGCUUGCUUCACAUCAUGUGUCUUGCACCAGCUACAGUGAUUUUUAAGCAAAUUUGUGACAAAUAAAAAUACCUCUAACAUU